GUCGGGAUGAACGUGCUGCUGUGUGAGUCGUGCAUCCACGAACGAGCUACCGACAAUAUCGACGAGAGUCUUGCGGUUUGUUCUGUGAAGUCUCUUGUGCGCAAUUACAACUGAUUGCACAUAAAUUGUAAUAUAUCUCCGUCAUCGAAGAUGCCGAGGAAACCAGAGGAGGCUGGUGGUGGAAGUGGGGGCCGCCAAAGACCGCCUGCUGUGCAAGGCCGAAAGCCGACAUCUGCGGACCCCGUGUCUGCACGCGGCACUGACACUGGCCGCAUAGAUGGAGUUGGCGGCGGCAGUGAUCGUGCUGUUCUUGGAAAAGCCCCUGCUACGGACAGAGGGCGGGAACGUCUAGGAAGCCUUACAAGUCCCUUGGGGUCUGGCUCACGUGGUCUGCGAUCUGGGGGGGUAGUAAAGCUGGAGGAAGGAGGUGGGGACAGGAGUGGUGGCACUACUACCCAGUCGGGCAGCUAUCCUGUAACUGUCAAGAAGGAGAGGGAUACCGGUGACCUGAAGCCAUCGUCGUCGGCGCUGACGACGGCGAGGGUUUCAGCGAGUGAAGCGGCCGGCCGCAAUGCCACUCGAAAGGUCAAAUUUGCCCCUAAGGUGCCUGCACGAAGGGUGGGGAAACCUCGCGCCGCCACAGGAGCCGCUGCGGAGGAAGACUUCGAAGACCCCGAUUUGGCGGCGGAAUUCCGGGACCUUCUUAAUCAGUCCCAGGAAGCUUUGCUAGACAGAGGGAACCGGCGGCCCUUGCCUGACAAGAAACCGGGAGCUGGACCUGUCCGGGUUGCAUUUGGCUUCGGAUCGACCAUCGCGGGUAGGGCUGGUGGUCCCCACUCUGCUUUUGGUGGCUUUGGUGGGUUUGGUGGCGGGACCAGAGGCAGUUUUCAUGGAUUUGACACCAAGAAGCAUUUCUCCGCCACUGGCGGCGGCGGCGGCGGCGGAGCAGGAGGGGGAGGUGGGGCGUCUUCUGCAAAGCAAGGAACCUUAGCUGCUGCUACUGCUGCUGAUGGUACGGUUAGCACGAACACGACUGCCGGUAAAGAUGACCUGCUGAUCGGCGGGAGUGGGGCAGGGAAGCUGACGAAGAUCAAGAAAGACGAAGAUUACAUAGAUUACACUAAGUACUUUCCCACUACGCUGCCCAUGAGGAACCCCUUUGAGGAUGAAGAGGAGGACGAACUGGAGCCGUUGGAGGAGGGAAGGGAGCGGCCAUUCGAUGAGAAUGCUGUGCCGGCGGCAGACGAGCUCGAACUCAGGAACGAAGGAUUAGACGAUCGGUUGCUGUUCAUUCAGCUGCCCACGUCGUUGCCAUUGGCUGCUGCGAGCGAUGUUGGGGCGGAGGGGGGAGAGAAGAAUCAUGGGGAGAAUGGAACCCGUGAUGCAGGGACAACUGCUAUGGCUGGUGGAACUAAGGUGCAGGCAGGCAAGGCCGUCGCGGCUAAGGAGGAAAAGGUGGAUGCACCUGGAAAAGGGAGAGUGAAGGGGACUGGAUUGGGAGGACUGGCAAAUUUGCCUCCAGGGAUGAUGGGCAAAUUGAUAAUCUAUGAGAGCGGUGCAAUACAAUUCCGGGUUGGGGAUGUGCUGAUGGAUGUGGAAGCCGGAUCGCAGUGCAAGUUUCAUCAAGAGUUGGUGGCCGUGGAUGUGAAUGACAGAAAAUGCUACUUCUUCGGCGACGUGUCGCAGCGGAUGGACUUCUGUCCUAACGUUGACAAUCUGCUAGGCAAAGCCUCUGCAAGUUAAUCUUGCGCAGGGAGUUGCAGCAGGAGCAGCAGCAGCAGCAGCAGCAGAAGCUGCAGCAGUAGCUGCUGCUUUCCAUCAGCUAGCAAUCAAGCAUUGUAGGAUGUGGGGACCAGGGAGGAGUUCCACUUCGUCUCUCCUGGAAGGGGGAGCAGGGACCAGGGAGGAGUUCCAUUCCAUCUCUCUCUCUCUUUCUCUCUGUCUCUUGUCUGAAGAGAGCCAUUUGGAAGGGGACUGUCUCGGUAAGAAAACGGUCCUCCUCCCUCCCAUCUUUUGGCGCAAGCAACUGUGGACAGGAGAAUGGUCAGCGCAUGUACCUUCUAAAGGUGGAUCUCAUCUUAAGGGGCUAUCGGCUUCCAGUAAUUGCCAAGACACCGUGACGUCAGCCGAUCAUGCAGAAGCGCAUACUCUCUGCUCUUCUUGUUGCUGCAUAUGGCGAUGACAGUGGCAAUCUUGACAGUGAUGGACAAGCUCCUCUCAGUACCUCUCUGAUGUUAAACCACCAGUACCUCCGAGCCUCUUUUUGCCGAGGGCGGCAGAGUCCCCCUGCCGUGCCAAGCUGUCCCGAACCACUGCCGUCUUCCCCUGAACUCGAUGCACCCUCAUUUUGGCCGCACCAGACCGGAAAGAUAGCUUGUAUACGUUCGUUAUCAUGGUGUGUGGUGUUCGGAUGCACCCUCAUUUUGGCCGCACCAGACCGGAAAGAUAGCUUGUAUACGUUCAUUAUCAUGGUGUGUGGUGUUCGGGGGAAGACGGCAGUGCACCGUCUUCUUUUGAACCAUUUNGCACCAGACCGGAAAGAUAGCUUGUAUACGUUCAUUAUCAUGGUGUGUGGUGUUCGGGGGAAGACGGCAGUGCACCGUCUUCUUUUGAACCAUUUUGGCUGCACCAGACCGGAAAGAUAGCUUGUAUACGUUCAUUAUCAUGGUGUGUGGUGUUCGGGGGAAGACGGCAGUGCACCGCCUCCAGCCAUUUUGGUCCAGUUGCACUGAGCCUCCCAAAGUUUUCGCUUUGAUUCUCAAGUUUGCCUGAGCCCGGUACUGGUGGUUUAAGUGGCUCCGACUUCGAUUGAUCUUUAGCCACUCGGGCGUCUUCUUGCUGCACAGUGCGAUGGGCAAUCUGCACAGCGAUGGGCGAUCUGCACAGCGAGGGGGGAUGUGCAAAGCACAGGCAGUUGUCAGACAGUAUGCAGUUGAUUGUUUUCCUGCGGCCAGCUGCCUGUCUUGAAAGCUCGAUUUUAUUAUUUUGUAAUCCGAGAAGCUGUCUGUUCAGAUCAGCUGAGAGAGAGAGAGAGAGAUCAUAGUACCCAAGGUUUUGGUAAAGACUCAGGAAGCUAUAAAGUGCCCUUCCGUGUCGUUGAGGAGUGGAUAUCUAUCCGGUAGCUGGCUGGAGACCCAUCCCCUCCCUUGCUGUGUGUGCUGCAAGAGCUGCGCCGGCCUGCGGCUGGGGGGACAUGCCUCCACUGGCCUGCGGUCGGUUCUAGGCUUGGUGACCAAGGGCAUAUGUCAGACGUGAAAGACGUGUUGCCUCCAGGACAGACUGACGCAGAGCAGACUUGAAAGGCGUGCCACCUCGGGACAGUCAUGAAAUUGCCCGUGGAGGUCCAGGGUUAUGGUCCUUGUCUGCCAUGCAUAAAGCAAUGACCCGAGUACUCUGAUCAGAGUCUUCGGACCAAAGAAGGUGACAUGGUGCAGUGGGAAACCAUCUGCGGACUGAUUGUAAGAUGGGAUGGGGUACCCAGGUCCGAGAGCGUGCUGGAGUACUGGUGGA
Chara braunii is the source of this 3510-nucleotide messenger RNA. The record is from the annotation of a GenBank genome assembly. Lineage: Eukaryota; Viridiplantae; Streptophyta; Charophyceae; Charales; Characeae.